UUCAAAUUUUAAGGAAAUCGCUAGUUGUAACUAAUUUUUGUAUGUAUGUGUUAGUUUCAAGCCUAACACAAACACUUUAUUAUACUUUGAAUUUAUUAUAUUUUAAAGUUAAAUCUACAUAAUAUUAAUAUUAUGGCUAAUAUUGUUAAGUGUGUGUUUUUAAGCACUUAAUAUUAUUAAAAUAUACAAAUGCCUGUAGGAUAUGUUUGAAACAAUCGCUAAUCAAUCGGACGCAGUUCCACUAUGUCCACGAUACAAUUUAUAUUUGAAGCCAUCAGCAAGGCUUUUGAUCUCUGUUCAGUUAAGUGGGAAAAGUCAAACAACAGUUUCCAACUGGCAGCUUAUGGAACGUGUUAAAGAAUGGAUCGAUCCAGACAAAUUUUCAAAACUUUCUGUUUCAAAAAUAUCCGAAGAAUAUGUCAGGUUUGAUGCAGAAUUAGCAGACCGAACCCGUUUGGACACAGUAUUGUUUCGGCUUUCAGAUAGACGUAUUAAAUUGCCUGGAUUUACCAAUUUACUCACUGUUAAAGCUGCAGAAGUAAAACCUGAUUUUCCAACACGCCAUGAUUGGGAUUCUUUUUAUCGUGACAGUAAAGACAUGAACGAGCUCAAACCUGGAGAACGUCCAGAUACUUUACAUAUACAAAAUAUACCGGUAGAAUGGUUAACAGAACCUGGUGAAAACUUUCCAUCUGAAUGUAUAAUAAAACAGGCAUUUGAAAUUUAUGGGGAAAUAACUCAAAUAGACUUGCCUGCUGCUGACCCAUCAAGAGUAAGUCAUGUAGCUGGGGUUUGCGAUGUUUAUAUACAAUACAAGGAUUAUUUAGGGUUUGCCAAAGCAAUGGAAGCACUAAAAGGUUCAAAGUUAGCGUACAUAACAAAUACAAAAGCAUUGUCUGCCAAUAUUAAAGUAGAUUUUGACAAAACUAAGCAUAUGACUAUAAGUUCAGUGAGUAAAAGGCUUAAAAGACGAGAAAAAUUUAUUGAGAAAUUAAGAGCAAAACAAGACGAAGAAAAGAGAGAAAAAGAAAAGGAAUUAAAAAAAAUCGAGGAAGAAAGAAUAAAAAAACUACAUCAACUAGAAAAGAAACUGGAAAGGCGGAAACUGCGUCAAGCAAAACGUAAAGCAAUAUGUUUGAAACGAUUAGCCGACCAACAGGCGGAUACUAUGAAUCAACAGAUUGCAACUGAAGAAAAACUUCUGUUAAUUGCUCAGAGAAAACUAGAAGCUAUUCAUUUAAUUGGGGAGUUAUUACCAUUACUCAAGGUUAAUCAAACUGCAUCAAAAACCAAUGAGAAUGAGGAUAAAAUAUUAUGUAAAACUGGUAAUUCUGACACAGAAUUUAAAGAUAUUGAAUCCACUUUUAGACAAAGAAUGAUUGAAAAAUGGAAACCAAUCAAAGCUAAUCGAUUCGAAAACGCCGAUUUUCGAAACAUUAACAACCGUGGUCGAGGUCGUAACAAUUGGCGAGGGCGUGGUAGGGGCCGUGGUGGAUUACAUGGUGCAUACUUAAUGCCACCCAUAUUUGAUCCUAUUCAGUUAGUAAAGUAUGGGAAUGAAUACCAAAACGACAUUCAAGACUACCAAGCUCAACGAAAUGAGAAAAAUAGAAGCCGUAGCCGCAGCAGAAGGAGACGUCGUAAACGAUCAAGAUCCAGUACGAGUUCUAGAAGUUACUAUAGUACAAGUAGAAGUCGAAGUAGAUCUAGAAGCCGAAAUAGAAGAAGAAGCUGCAGUAGAAGUAGAAGUAGAAGAAAAAGUCGAAGUAAAAGUAGGAGCCGAAGUAGAAGAAGUCAUAGUAGAAAUAAAAGCCGGAGUAGAAGUUGGAGUAGAGACUAUAGGAGAUCGAGGAGUAAAAAUCGUUCGAGAACUCAUAGCCAGACAAGGAAUAAUAGAAGCAGAAGCUAUUCAAGAAGUGUUAGAAGUUGGACUAGAAGUAAGAGCAAAAGCCCGGAUAACACCAAGUUAAAUGGUUCCGGUUUUAAACAAAAAAGAAAGAAAAGCAAAAAAAGAAAAAAGAAACACAAAAAAUCAAAAAAAUGAUUUUCAAUAUUGUGUUUUUUGUAAUUUGUCACUAUAAUUAUUUACACAUUAUUUGUAAUAAUCUCAACAAUUUUAAAAUAGUUUAGAUUAUUUGUUUCAUGUAUUCACUCAAGGUAUCAUUAUUGUUUUCAU
This is a messenger RNA of Adelges cooleyi (spruce gall adelgid), 2176 nucleotides long. Its product is annotated as A-kinase anchor protein 17A-like. NCBI's taxonomy places the organism in Eukaryota, Metazoa, Arthropoda, Insecta, Hemiptera, Adelgidae. The transcript has 7 exons. The record is from RefSeq and is a predicted model, not a curated record. The coding region runs from base 203 to 2044 and encodes 613 amino acids.